AUGGGCGACCUCACCGCGCGAUCGCAAAAACGCGCAUCCCCGCCCGCCCACGCCUCCUCCCGCCGCGCCAUUUGGCACCAGCACCCCUGGGCACGGCCUGCGACCUCGCCUGCUGCGUCUCAGCGCGUGGGACGAGAUCGUAGCUCGCGGCGGGGUUCGGGAGACCGCGCGUGCAGCGACGCCGAGGCACCGCCGGCGCGGUCCACCGAGCCCCGCAAGCGAGGAGCUUCGAGCGCACACCACGAAGACGGUGUGCACGCUGAGAAGACGCAGUCCGCGUACGCGGAAACUGCGUCGCGGGCGCGAAGGGAUACCACCCACCUGCCUGUGCGCAAUCUCGUGCGCCCGCUCUCCGGCUGCACACGGCCACCGACGGUCCGCGAGCGGGCGCACGAGCCGGGUGAGAGCACCCGGAGGACGCGGGGAGGUCCAUCACCGCCGUCCCCGCCCUCGUCCCCGCCGCUCGAGACGGCCCGCAGCGAUGUACCUAGCUACGUGCUACCGUAA
This is a messenger RNA of Trametes versicolor FP-101664 SS1, 507 nucleotides long. RefSeq lists its product as uncharacterized. The transcript has 2 exons. Lineage: Eukaryota; Fungi; Basidiomycota; Agaricomycetes; Polyporales; Polyporaceae. Bases 1 to 507 code for a protein of 168 amino acids. The record is from RefSeq and is a predicted model, not a curated record.